This is a messenger RNA of Prorocentrum cordatum, 1496 nucleotides long. The record is from the annotation of a GenBank genome assembly. NCBI's taxonomy places the organism in Eukaryota, Dinophyceae, Prorocentrales, Prorocentraceae.
GGAGAAUGCCAAGGAAACUCGAACAAUGUAUGCCAAGGAAACUCGAACAAUACAACGCCACGAACGGUUCGAACCUGUUCCCAGAAGUCGGCCUCGCAUUCUUCUCCCCCAUCCACUCGCACAUUCGCGCGGGCACCCAUGCAGCUGUUGCGCCACAUGGCUGGGUGCUCCAGUGCUCCUCGCGCCGCCGAGGCAGCCUGGCAGGGCGGCCAGGACCUCGCACAACGUGACGUUCCACCUGACGAAGGACGCGCUUGCGGCGCCCCUGUAUGGCGCUCACGAGCCCAACAACACCGACACCGUCGACAUCUACGAGCUGUGCGAUGGGGAGCUACAUUAGGGACACCUCCGGGCCUGGCUCUGCACGCGCUGAAGGCAACUUGCCCCGAGAACUCGAUCAUGGACACGCCUGCGGCGCCCUGGUGUGGCGCUCGCGUGCCCUACGACACGAACGACAGCAUCGGCAUCACCGAGCCGCACAAUGCACCUCUCGAGAAGGCCCGAGAGGACCCGCUGGACCCCCACGCCCCCGAUGUGCCAGACCUCCGCCGUUCAGAUCCAGCCAGCGGCACCGACAUCUCGCCCAUCACCUCGCUGCGCCUCAGGCCCUGCGCAAUCCCGUUUCAUCAGGUGCACGCGUGACCCGCGGUGCCCUCUCGUGCGUGGAAGUGUGCGCAUCAGGCACGCGCGCCGAGAUGCAGGACCAUCAGGCGCUGGCACCGCCAGAUGCAGGUGCGAACGCCGCCGAAAAGCCUGGCGCUGAAGUCGCGACGGACGAUGCUGAGGAGGGCGGCGCCAAGGGGCGCCCGAGGAAUACGCCGCUGUCUCUUGCCUGGCGCCGAAUGUCUUCAAGCGAGGACUUGGCCGACGCGCACGAGCUCCCCGCCGACAUUUACGAGGCCAUCACGAAGAGCGCGCGCAUCAAAACUACCCUUUGCGAAGCCAUCGCGCACGCCGAACAAUUUGCGAGCGCCCGCGAAUAUUGGCGCGGUGCACUUCCAGAAGGCCUCUUCGAUCUGUUCGCGGACUUCGCAGAGUACGGUUGAGGGAAGGAUCUCUUGCGUCGACGCCCGUUUUUUUUUCCCCCCCACUUUUGUGUCAGCCAUGUGCCCAUGUGCUCUCUUCUUCCCAUUCCCUUCCCAUCCAUCCAUUAUCCAUUAUCCUCGGGCUGCCCCUCCCCCCGCCCCCCUGCCAGACACGCGCGUUUGCGCGCGAGCGCUCGAGUGCAGCGCCGCGUCGGCACCAGCCGUUAAGCAAGAGGCGGUCACACCCCGCAGCGGCGAACGCAAAACUGUAUAACGAGAGUUGUUCGUGCUGCUGCGGUGGUGCGCAAGGCGUCAGUGUUGUGCAGUAUGGCAGUAGCGCCCAACGUUGGGAUACCCAUCCGUUUACAUCACGCAUCGUGAAGAUUUUGUUCAUUGCUCCCAUGCCGUCGUAAAGAUAUGUUGGGCGCUGGCCCAGGCAGACCGCCUGACACAUCCCCACAAUCGUGGCGC